Messenger RNA from Quercus robur (English oak), 531 nucleotides. RefSeq lists its product as uncharacterized. The transcript has a single exon. The record is from RefSeq and is a predicted model, not a curated record. Gene Ontology annotation, molecular function: pectinesterase inhibitor activity. The coding region runs from base 1 to 531 and encodes 176 amino acids. NCBI's taxonomy places the organism in Eukaryota, Viridiplantae, Streptophyta, Magnoliopsida, Fagales, Fagaceae. Gene Ontology annotation, biological process: negative regulation of catalytic activity.
AUGGCUUUACUUACAAUGUUCACAGCUAUUAUUCUUCAUCUUCUUCUGCUUACUCCCUUUUCACCAGUGCUCAAAGCCGAUGACAAAUUAAUCCAAAUCGAAUGUCACAAUGCAGAGGUACCAUCGACAUGCAUACAGUGUCUGCAAUCUGACCAACGUUCCCAAAAAGCUGAUGGAGUAGGGAUUGCCACUAUCAUUGUAAGCUGUCUCAAAAACCAUGCUCAGAACUUGGCAGCCAACAUGUCACAUUUGGCUUCUGGUGCCAAAGAUAAAGAGAUGAAAAAUCGUUUUGAAGAGUGCAGCCAAGGGUUUUCCUCUGCAAUGAAAGAGCUAUCUUCAGCAACCAUUAGAUUGAAGAAAGCUAAGUAUGAUGAUGCUGAAAGGUCUGUGAAUAAAGCACUUAACUGCUAUAACCUCAAUUGCCAGUCAAUAAUACAAAGCAACAAGCAUACCCCAAAACAUGUGGUUUAUUCUAUGAGGAUUUAUGAAGAGCUUUCGGAGGCUGCAAAUAGAGUUAUCGAACGACUUUAA